This is a messenger RNA of Motacilla alba alba, 1639 nucleotides long. RefSeq names its product motilin receptor (gene MLNR). Gene Ontology annotation, molecular function: G protein-coupled peptide receptor activity. Gene Ontology annotation, biological process: G protein-coupled receptor signaling pathway. Gene Ontology annotation, cellular component: plasma membrane. The transcript has a single exon. NCBI's taxonomy places the organism in Eukaryota, Metazoa, Chordata, Aves, Passeriformes, Motacillidae. The record is from RefSeq and is a predicted model, not a curated record. The coding region runs from base 93 to 938 and encodes 281 amino acids.
GGCGCGGUACCUGCGCGGUGGGGCAGCGUUGGGCGGGGCGGGGCCGGAGCGCGGAGCGGCGCUGCCCCGGGCACGGCGCGGCCCCCGGCGGGAUGCGGCGCGGCGGCGGCGGGAACGGCAGCGAGGGUGAGCCCGAGUGGCCGUGGCCGUGGCCGCCCUGCGACGAGAGGCUGUGCCUGGCGCUGCCCAUGCGGGUGCUCGUUCCCAUCACGGCCGUCUGUCUGGGGCUCUUCGUGGUCGGCGUGGCGGGCAACGUUCUCACGGUGCUGGUCAUCCGCAGCUACCGCGACAUGAAAACCACCACCAACCUCUACCUGGGCAGCAUGGCCGUCUCGGACCUGCUCAUCCUCACGGGGCUGCCCUUCGACCUCUACCGCCUCUGGCGCUCCCGACCCUGGAUCUUCGGGCAGCUGCUGUGCCGCCUCUCGCACUACCUGAGCGAGGGCUGCACCUACUGCACCAUCCUCCACAUCACCGCCCUCACCGUGGAGCGCUACCUCGCCAUCUGCUUCCCCCUCAAGGCCAAGGUGGUGGUCACCAAGCGCCGGGUGAAAGCCACCAUCGGCGUCCUCUGGGCCUUUGCCUUGCUCUCCGCCAGCCCCUUCUUCUUCCUGGUCGGCGUGGAGCAGCCCGACAACCGCACCGACUUCAGCCGCGAGUGCAAGCCCACCCCGCAGGCGCUGCAGUCCGGCCUGCUGGCCACCAUGUUCUGGGUCACCACCUGCUACUUCGUGCUGCCCGUCACCUGCCUCAGCGUCCUCUACGGCUUCAUUGGCCGCGAGCUGUGGCGGAGCAACACCCGCCUGCGGGGCCCCAGCUCGCUCCUCCGGGAGAAGGGGCACCGCCAGACAGUCAGGAUCUUGGGUGAGUCCCGCCAGCAUCCCCCCCGGGCUAUGGCUGGGGCAAGGAUCGGGGCUGGGGGGCCACGGCAGGGCUGAAGCAUCGGCAGCUCCCGUACAGGAUAGGGAAUAGCGCAGGGGGACAUCCCAGCCACGCUCCCGGGAACUGCCACGGCAGGGAUUUCACUCCCUCCCAGAUGAGGCUUCACCCGCGUGGCGUUGCACAUCCAGCAGCACGGCUGCCUUCCGUAGAAAUACCUGUUUUCUGAAUUUUACCGGGCAGAAUCAAGUACAAGGUAGCCUGCAAUUUCAGAAAAACUGUGGUAACAUCAGCAGUCUCUUCCAGUUGGCAGCGACACCUCUGCAUAGAAAAUUUCUGCUUCUGAAAACUAAGUUCUUAGUGAUCAUUUGUAGCUCUCCAAGGAGUGAAUCCACUGGUUGCCCAAGGAGGCUGAAAAACAGCAAUUUGGCCCCUGUGAGCUGUUUGGAGACAAAUCCUGUAAUACCAAAGCACUUCCUACAGGUGUAGGAUGCUGAUAAUUUUUAGUUCAUUUUUUCAAUCAUACAUUCAGUAACCCAGCAUCAGACUCUGGAAAGUUAGAGAUCUUAGUCUACUUUGGGGCUUUAAUGUUUGUAAGUAGUGACCAAUCUGAAGGGAAAGAAAAAUCCAACUAUUGACUAAGGAACAUAAAACAAAAUCCCCCGAUUAUUAUUUUUGACUACUUUUAGUGUAGUUUUUACAUGUCUCAUGGGAGACUUCUUUCUCUGAGAGUGUAAUCAGCUGGAUGGAAAUAGUGUAG